Messenger RNA from Trichogramma pretiosum, 3978 nucleotides. Its product is annotated as serine-rich adhesin for platelets-like. The record is from RefSeq and is a predicted model, not a curated record. The transcript is spliced from 9 exons. The coding region runs from base 1 to 3939 and encodes 1312 amino acids. NCBI's taxonomy places the organism in Eukaryota, Metazoa, Arthropoda, Insecta, Hymenoptera, Trichogrammatidae.
AUGUCGUCCUACAGGCAUUACGGUGGCUCCGGGGUAUACGGCUCGAGGCUCGGUGCUGGCAGCGGCGGCUCUACAUACGGCAAAAGUACCAACAGCAGCACCUCCACUACCGGAAAUACUUACGGAAGCAGCGGUUACAGAAGCAAUUACGCACCGACCAGUGGCUCGUCGGCCCUGAGAGCCGCAGCGGCGGCCAAAGAAAAGUUCGGUAGUGCCUACGCAAGCUCGAAUUACGCCGCCGCGAAGAAAGACGCGGAUAAGGACAAGCCGACGUACGGAUACUUGUAUAACAAAAAUGCGGACAAAGAGAAGCCGAGCGUCAGAAAAACGACGAUGUCGACGACGAGGUCCGAGCAGCUGCGCCCGAGCAGUCGGGCAUCGAGCAGCGGCACGAGCAGCCCCUACCUGGACCGCUACGGGAGUUCCUCGUCGGUUCACAGCGCCCGAGAGUCCGACAACGGCCUGUCCAAGUCGUCCUCGAGUUACGGGAUCGGCAGGAAGGACACCGGCGUCGGCUCGACGUACCGAUCUAUGUACUCGAGAGUUCCUUCGUACAGUGGUAAAACGGAAAAUUCGACGCAUAACAACGAAUCCAAGUCCAACGGCGCGACGCCCAACGGUCGUUAUUCCGCUCCGAUUCGAAACAAUCCCGAGCGCGUGAUAGCCACCAUCAGCCACACGAACACGAAAAAGUUUCAAGUUAUCAAACCCAGCAGCGUGAUCGCACCUAAAGGUAACAAGCCAGAAGUUCAAACGCAGAAAAAAGAGGAAACGAGGGCGGAAGAAAAGCCAAUAACGGCGGAAGACGACGAAGAAGAAAACGAAAACGCAUCCGAAGAGGACGACGAGGAUGAGGAGGAAGAGGAGGAAUCGGGAGAAUCCGAGGAAGAGGAAGAAGAAAUCGUUAUAAAGGUAUCGACCCGAGGCACCUCACCGACACCUCCCCCCGCGCUCACGGCCUUCACCAGGACGAGGCGGCUCGAGCCCAUUCCCAAGGUCGUCGAGAGGCGGCUCAAAAGGUCGCAGCUCGCGGCGACUCAGAGACGCGACCAGGAGCAGCAGAUCGACGAGUCGUUUCGCGAGAAGCAGCACGUCUCGAGGUACACGUCCACUGGUCGAGUGUCCGGUGUGCCCUGGGUCUCGUCGUACAUCGACAAGUUCAGCAGUACGGCUUCGUACACGCCGCGCACGGGUUACAGCGCGUCGACGACGACGACGAGCAGUAGUAGAGGAAACAGCGGUAACAGCAGCUUCGGCGUCUCGAGGUCUCGAGACUCGGGUUACUCGUCGGUAAAGGACACUUCGUCGUCCGUCAAGGAUCUGUCGACGCUGAACGACGCCGAGAGUCUAAGAAGUCACAACACCUACUCGGAGACGUCGUCGAUUUCGAGGGACACGAGCGCCCGAUCGUCACCCAGUCCGAUAAGACGCAGGAGAACGACGACAGGUGAGGAGAAACAGCAACGAAAAUCCGAAUCGCGAAGUCGCGACAGCUCGCCGCGAAUCGUCGAGGGUCAGGAUAACAAUCACCACCAAGCACAAAAUAACAAUAACAAUAACAGGAGAGACUCAACGAGCAGCAACGCGUCCUCGACGUCUCACAGUCGCAGCAGUACUGCCGCCGCCGCUACGAAAUCGCGUCAAAGCAGCGUCGAGUCUGUCAGUUUGCCAAGCGGCAGGUCAGGUGGUAAGAGCAGCAGCAGCAGCAGCAGUAGUAAUGCAUCGAUGACGAAAAUAAAGCUAGCGGCUAACGCCACGACGUCGUCGUCGCCACCAGCAGCAGCAUCAGCAACGCCGCCGAGCAAGUGUGUUGCUGCAGCCGCGACUGUCAGUACGCGUCAGGCUUCCCCGGCCUACGCGCGCGACCGGAAACCACCGGUUCCGAAGGCGACGUCGACGGAGAUGAUCGGCAAGAGCAGCAGUAGUAGCAGCAACAAUAACAACAUGGGUGCCAAAUACGUCAACAAGGACUUCAGGAAGUCCGCGCUCAACAUGGAGAACGGCGACCCGUCCAGAUCGCAGAUCAUGGAUCGCAAGAUACCCAAGAGGACCCAGAGGAGCGUGUCCAACAGUUCGCAGGAUUCGGACUCGUCCAAGUCGAAAUCGUCCUCGGCCAGUCCAAAGGCACCUGGAAGUAGGAUCGGUUCGCCUAGAUCGACGAAAUCGACUACGACGAAAGAUAUAGCGGCUCGGAGGAGGAGCAGCACCAGCAGCAGUAGAAGCUCGGAGAGUCCUUGCAAGUCUGCCGCCGUGUCGCGUGCCACCUCCGUAUCGGAGGAGUGCGACAGCGAAAACAGCGCCUCGGAAUAUUCCAACAGCGACGACCUCGAAAACAAUCGCAGACGGAGGAAGUCUUCUGCGUCGAGGAGAUCGAGCAAAUCGAGCGACGUCGAACAACAAAACAGUAAUGCUUACAACAAUGACAAACCACCGCUGCCACCGUCGUCGUCGUCAAAGGGCGAUAACAAGAUCGACGAGGCGAAAAAUUUCUUGAUGAAGGCACUGUCACCCGUAGCGAACUUAUUCGCGGGCGGAAAAGAGCAGCAAAAGCCCAACAGCGGUGGAGGUGAAAUUAGAAACGGCGGCUGGGUCGACGCCUCCAUCUCGGACGACAGCAGCAGCAGCAGCAGUUCCGCGUCCGUGUCCAGAAGAUCGAGUACCGACGAACAGCAGAAGAGGCCGACAAGAGGUGAACAGCAACAUCAACAGUUACCCUGGGGCUUGGACACUUUCGCAUCGGACAGCGUAGCGUGCGAAUCGACGGGAGUCGAGACGCGUUUCUCCAGCGUGAGCAGCAGCCGCGACGAUCUCAGCCAAGACACGACUAUCAGCACUGUACUGCCGGACGACGGUAAAUUCAAAAUUCGAGUCUGGCGCCAGGACUCGGAGGAGCGAGCCUUCUGGAACCAGGAGGACGACGAAGCAGCACCAGCAGCAGCAGCAACGACCACAAACAUUCCAGCGGCCUCGCCACCGCCGACUGCCCGAUCGACGCCCGCCUCGACGCCCAGUCAGAGCCGACGCGGCUCGAGCUCUCAGCAGAGCAGAUCGGCGGCCGGCAGCAACAAGCAGCAGCGACUGGCGCGAAUCAAGCGGCAGCAGUCGGGCGAGCUGCCCUGGUGGGAGAGCGACGACCCGGCCCAGGUGCCCGAGGGCGUAAGGGUGCUUACCCCGCCGCUGGGCCAACGCAUCAAGCGCGUCGAGAGCGGCGAGAAUCCCUGGUGGGUCAGCGACACCGCCAGUCCCCCCGAUGGCAUCGAGAGGCAGCCCAAGCAGCCGCAAGAUGAGGACGAUGAUGACGACGACGACGACGAGGAUGAGGAGUUCGUCAGGGUGGACAUUGGAUUGGAGAGCGAGACGUAUCGAGGCAUCGCCGGAUUGGCUCGGUUCCCGCUCAACGGCGAAUCGUUAGGUGAUAGAUCCAGUCCGGAAGGGAUCGAGACUCCGUCCAAUCCACUGGAAGAUUAUUCCGGGGUCAGAGCCUCGUCGCCCUACGACAACGUCAUCGAGGAUCACAACGUCUUUCGUCGCGAAUCGCCCAAGAGAAGUCCUCCGAGAAAGAGACCGGCGAAUCUGCCUCUGUUUAUCGGCGACUCGAAGAAUAUCGACGAUUUAUUGGGCGACGUGGAUGAGCCAGGCAGUAGCGGUGACGAGAAGAACGACGACGAGAAAGACGAGGAGCAGCAGGAGCAGGAGGAGGAAGAGGAAGAAGAGUGCCGAGAGAUCGACGCGGCCGAGGUAAUCAUUCACGACAGCACACCACAAACGCCGUUCAUCCAGCGGAGAAACAGGGACAGCAUAUCGCAACCAGAGGGCUACAUUCCGCUCGACGACACGGCGCUGCAGCUCUACAAGGAUGGCGAUUACGGGGCUUACCUGGACCUCGAGGCAUCCAUCAGCGAGCAGCAGGAGGAAUUCGAGGGCUUUCAAACCAAGUGAGUACCAACGAGAUAAAAAGAAAAAAAUAUUCACGCAUCC